AUCCGCUUUUUCCCCCACGCCUAGCCUCCAGCUCUGCUGUCUCCUCUGCUGGGAGGGUGGUCGAUCAUGGAGACGUCCGUGUCUUCCCCGAGUCUGUACACGCUGAACGUGCCCCAGGCAGCAGGCAGGGAGAGGACCACGAACAGCACGUCUAGCGAAGAGUACAUCAUGAUGUCCAUGAAAAAGCGUGCCUCCUCCCCGUUCUCAAACCAAGGUAGUAGGUUCAGGGAGCGUGUUCCAGCCAGCCCCCACCGCACUUAGUGAUAAUACGCGGUGUACCGUUUCAGUGUAUAUUAUACUGUUCCUGAGCUAUUGCUUGUGCGUCCUCCAUCCUUCAAUCUAAAGCCCCAGCCCUCUUCCGUGUGUGACUAUGAUGCACCCUUGUAUGCCCUCUACAGCUCCUCAUUGUCCGCCGGUGACAAACAACCUCAUCUGUAUUGCCAUGGUCGGUCUGCCAGCUCGAGGCAAGACCUACAUUGCCAAGAAACUGGCUCGCUACCUGCGCUGGAUAGGCCUCGACACCAAAGUGUUCAAUGUGGGGGAGUACAGAAGACAGAAUUGUGGAGCCAGCAAAUCCCAUGAUUUCUAUCACCCUCACAACGAGGAGGCCAAGAAACAGCGAAUGGAGUGUGCUCGCCUUGCUCUAGCGGAUAUGCAGCAAUUCCUCCUAAAAGACGGAGGCAAAGCAGCGGUUUUCGAUGCCACCAACACUACAAAGGAGAGGCGUGCACUCAUAUUGGAGCAGUGUCUGCCUUUCGGUAUAAAGGUGUUCUUUGUGGAGUCUAUCUGCGAUGACCCCCAGAUUAUCCUGGAGAAUAUCAAGGAGGUGAAGCUGUGCAGUCCUGACUACAAGGACACUGAAGUGGACACAGCUGUUGUUGACUUCCAGCUGAGGAUCAAGAACUACGAGCUGGCCUACGAGCCACUGGACACCAAGACUGACAAAGAACUGAGCUGGGUAAAGAUUUAUAACGUCGACGACAGGUACGAGGCCAACAGGAUAGAAGGACAUUUCCAGGCCAGACUGGUGUACUACCUCAUGAAUGUACACACGCAGCCUAGAUGUAUAUACCUCUGUCGGCAUGGUGAGAGUGUCUGUAACCUGUACGGGAAGAUUGGAGGAGAUUCACCUCUCUCCCACAGAGGAGAACAGUUUUCCGAGGCCCUCAAAGACUUCAUGGAGGAGCAGCACAUGCACGGAUUCAAGAUCUGGACCAGUCAGUUGAAGAGAACAGUGCAGUCAGCCAAACACCUAUCUGGUACUGUGGAACAGUGGAAGGCCCUCAACGAACUUGAUGUGGGAGAGUGUGAGGCGAUGACGUACGAGGAGAUCCACGAGAAGUUCCCAAAGGAGUUUGCUCUGAGAGACCAGGACAAGUUCCACUACCGCUACCCAAAGGGGGAGUCCUACGAGGACCUAGUCCACAGACUGGAGCCUGUCAUCAUGGAACUGGAGAGGCAAGAAAAUGUGCUGGUCAUCUGUCACCAGGCUGUGAUGAGAUGUAUUGUGGCCUACUUCAUGGACAACACCAAGGAGGAGUUGCCCUACAUCAAGGUCCCUCUACACACCAUUGUCAAACUCACCCCUGUCGCCUAUGGUUGUAAGAUGGAGCAGUUCCCGGUACCAGUUGCCUGCGUUGACACAUACCGUAGUAAACCCAAGACCUCAAGUUUGUGUCGCUCAGAUGACGAGGCUCUCGAAACUGUCCCCAGCCACUACUAGCCACACCAGAUGACAAAUCUCUAACUCAAUGCUGCGACACACAACGUACAUACAUACUACAACGGACAUGUAUACACAUGAACAAGAUAUUCAUUUUUAUAAUUUGUGGAAUGAAAGAUUUUUACAGUUCUAUGGUUGCACAUUAGUGUUUUUCACCAAUCUUUGCUAUGGAUUUUUUUUGGGUGAGUGAAUGCAACAAAGUCAUAAUUGUAGCUUACGUGAUGUUCACGCAUGUGGCAACAAUUCAGUACUAUAGGUAAGCUUGUGUGGGAUCGCUUUGCUCGCUAACGUUUAUGCAUUCGUCAUAGUUGUAAUUUGUACAUACACCACUCUGUUUUAUGACCUAUGUUGACCAUGUGAGUGUGUAGAUGUCAGUUACUGUUCACAUGUAGUCUCUUGGGGUCAGCUUUCUCACAGCUAGGACCAGAGUAUCCUGGGUAGCAUUGGCAGUUGGUGCUGGAGCUUGGCAUGCAGCGUCCGUGACCGUGACAGUAGGUUUGACUGCACUUGCACAUCUGCUCAGUAAAGUUUCUGGCCAGUGGUCCCAUAUGAUCCCUCACAUAAUCAAGAAACUCGGGGAGAGCACGUUCGCUGCUGCUGCCCCAGAUGACCACUCCCUUAGCUCCAGCGUCAUACGGCCCCACCAGCCCUGACUUGAGGUCGUCCAUGUUCAGCAGCGAUUUACCGCCAUGAUAGUAGUUCCAGUGGAAGCCAUAUACUGGGAUCCUGUCUUCAGCUUUCCUGACUGUCUCCUUUAUCACUGAGUGGACGUAGGCUGCGUUUUCAUCCACAGUUCUUCCAGGAGGCAAGUAUAUGCUGGGAUAGAGAGCGGUACUUGAUUCCCAGACCAAGUUCUGCUCAUCACUGAACUGCCGGUAGAGUUUUCCAACUCCAGAGUCAUAUCCACACACCAUGGACUUUCCAUUACCGUCACAGGGCCCAUUGAAGUUCAUUGGCAGGCCAUAAAAUCCCCACUUGGCCUUUGGUCUAAGGGUGGCGAGUGUUCUGAGUGUUUCAGCAAAGAAGUCAAGAGCACUGAUGUUGAAGUUUUUUCUUGCCAGCAGAUAGAGUUCUUCAGUGUCCCAGUCUGGAUACUUUUCUUUCUCCAGCUCCAGAGAAUAUUCUAGCUAACCUGCGACUGUGCCAGUCUUCGCCAUCGCCGCCUGUGUUGAGCUCCCAGACCGUUGUCCAGGACUCGAAGUCAAGCACUGCAUUGCCUGCCCAGUCAGGGUCGGGAAUCCAGUGAGUCACGUCGCGAGCCAGUGUCCAGAGGUGCUCGGAGAGAUUGGCUCUCUGAGGGACUCCUCCGUUCACCGUGUGUCCAGUGGAGGAGAUGGUGGGAAAGACCCCCUGGGUCCAGGAGCUGCAGCCCGGGUUCGAGCAACUGUUCCCGGUCUGGGUGUAGUUGGCAGGGAAGAUGUUGUAGUCGGAGAUGUCGAUCCCCGGUGGGUCUGAGUCGGCCACGUUCCAGUAGAUCUCGUAGGGAAGAGGGUCGUAUGGUAGAUCGGAGCCCUGACAUACUGCACCUGCUAAUAGUAUGAGUGCAAGCGCCAAAGGUGAGCCGUAACGCGAGGCCAUCUUGAGAGUGUCUUGGGGGCGUGUCACACCUCUAUGACGUUUGGAGGAGGGGC
Messenger RNA from Geodia barretti, 3354 nucleotides. Lineage: Eukaryota; Metazoa; Porifera; Demospongiae; Tetractinellida; Geodiidae. The record is from the annotation of a GenBank genome assembly.